Molecule: messenger RNA, 2232 nt
Organism: Achroia grisella
Lineage: Eukaryota; Metazoa; Arthropoda; Insecta; Lepidoptera; Pyralidae
Exons: 1
Coding region: 1-2232 (743 amino acids)
Molecular function (GO): nucleic acid binding; zinc ion binding
Source: RefSeq, a predicted model, not a curated record
AUGGCCCCCGCACCUCCCCCCCCUCCCAGAGAGGGCCCCCCCGUCGACUCGGGGGGAUGUAAUGAAGAGGUUGCCGCUAAAGCGGACAAACUGGACUCGCCCACAGGGGCAGUUAGGUUGGGCUUCACAAUUGGUGGAGAGGCUAGAGCGAACGUAGUGGAGGCUAUGGAGUGUGGCAAUCUGGCUCAAGAGCCGGCGGGCCCCGUAACUCGUUCUCGCUCGAACCCCUCUGUCACCGUGGUAGAUGCGAUCACGGCGUUCGUCCGUCCGUCGGAAAGCUCGACGGCUGGUCGAAAAAAGAGACGCCUCACAGACGGGACGGACUUUGACUCCGCCGACUCUCACUGCAGCUCGGUGGAAAUAGAGGUUGCUGGCUCCUCAGCAAAAAAAGGAAAGGCCGUAAAAGGGGCUGCAAAAGUGGCUCUCACUAAAAAUAGGCGCAGAGAGUUCCUUAAGGAUCCUGGGAGUGACAGCGAAGGGGACGAGGACUCUGAACCACUCCCCAAUAGGUCGGGACUAAAGACUCCCAGAAAUAAACUGGACCCAGCAGAGAUCCAGAUUCAGGGGGUCCGGGAUGCCCUGGUGGAUAGGGCUAUUGAGGCCCUCGGCGUGGUGAAGAAGUCGGGGAAUCUCAAAGGGACCUGCAAGAAGCAGCUUAAGGAUGCGCUGGACAAGCUCGCAAGCUUGGCUGACUCCCUGAAUGCGGACCUGAUACCCAGGGCAGUGACGCCGCUCCUCAAAAGAAACUCCGAUAUUCAGGCGGAGCUCCAAACCCUGAGAAAGGAGAACGAAGAGUUAAGGGCAAGGAUAGCGUCCGGACCCCCUGCCCCGCCUCUGGUAAGUCUUAGGCCAACUCCGGCCUAUAAUCAGGGUGUUCCAGGAAGAGGCAACGACAGCGACUGGGACGUAUUCCGGUCACAAAUUAUGGAGGAUGUCGGCCGCAUGAUGAAGCGGCAAACGGCCGAACUCAUGCGGCACGUCAAGAGCAUGGUGACUCCUCAAAGGAUUGAUGUGGAUGUGGAGGAGGACGUCCCCAGCUAUGCCUAUCGUCCACCUCUCCAAAAUGGAGAGAGAAUUGAGGCUUAUCGGCAGGAGGGGAACAUCAGACCUGGUGUUCCUCCACAAACCGAAGUGGCAAAUGCUGCAAAGGGCGCGUCCCGCAGGAAGGGUGCCAAAGCCACCCAAUCACAGCCUACUCAGGCAAGAAAGAGUGGCCAAGGGACUGCAUCUCAGCAGUCUUCGCCGGCGGUGGAAUCCUGGGCCACCGUCGUGAAGAAGAAUGGACGCGUCACCAGCGUCCCGGAGGCAAAAGCCGGUCCCUCCGGGGUACAGGGUAAGGGAAAGGGUGGGUCCCAAUCACAGGCUCAGUCCUCCCAAAAAAAGGGGAAAGGGGCUCCGGCUCCGAGUAAGCUGCGUGCCCCCCGCUCUGCGGCGGUGAUUCUUGCGAUCCCCCCCGAGGCUGAAAAAGCUGGCGCAAACUACGCCAGCAUACUCAGGGAGGCAAAGUCAAAAAUAGACCUUGCCUCCAUGGGUAUAGAGGAACUGCGGUUCAAAUCCGCGGCCACGGGGGCUAGGAUCCUUGAGAUCCCUGGAUCCCAGAGCGGGGACAAGGCAGAUGCACUUGCUCAAAAAUUGCGAGAGGUCCUGGGGGAAAACCCAGUUCAGGUCUCCAGGCCUACCAAAACCGCAGAGAUGCGGAUAAUGGGCCUGGAUGACUCGGUCACCACCCAGGACAUCGCGGAGGCGGUAGCAAGGGACGGCGAGUGUGUGCCCGACGAGGUUAAGGCCGGCGAGAUCCGCCUUAACCCGUCGGGACUGGGCACAUGUUGGGUGCGGGCUCCGAUUUUAGUGGUAAAAAAGAUUACAACGGCAGCCCGCAUCAAGGUGGGUUGGGUGUCGGCCCCGGUCGAGCUCCUGAGGCAGAGGCCGCUGAGGUGCUUUAAGUGCCUUCAGACGGGCCAUGUAAGGAUGCGGUGCCCGCACGAGGGGGACCGCAGUGGCCUCUGCUUCAGAUGUAGCAAGUCAGGCCACAAAGCCGCCGGCUGCAAAGCCACUCCCUGCUGUGCCAUCUGCCGGGAGGCAGGCAAGCCGGCGGAACAUUGGCUGGGGAGCAAAAAUUGCUCCCCAGGCAGGCAACAAGCCAGGAAGGGGCCGGCACCCGCACCACCUGCGACCGCCGCCGUCCCGACUUCAAAUAGUUGGGCCGAUCUGGAGGAGGAAAUGGACAUAUAA